Gongylonema pulchrum is the source of this 183-nucleotide messenger RNA. Lineage: Eukaryota; Metazoa; Nematoda; Chromadorea; Rhabditida; Gongylonematidae. The record is from the annotation of a GenBank genome assembly.
AUGAAUUUGAAUAUUGAUCGGAGAACAGGUUUCCUAAAGGGCUAUGCGCUGGUAGAGUAUGAAACACAGAAAGAAGCUCUGGCUGCAAUUGAGGGCUUGAAUGGAUCGGAAUUACUGGGCCAAACGAUCAGUGUCAGUUGGUGUUUCGUGCGAGGUCAUGGUCAGAAGAGAAGACGACGAUGA